CACCGUCAGGCUGAGGAACGGUACAUAUAAAAGAGCAGCCCGCCUCUUUAUGUAGAGAUCACUUUUACUGGAGCACAGUUCAGUUAGCAACAUUGCAGUGGUCAUACACACAAUGCUGAAAUUUAAGUGGAUUGCAGUUUUACUCUACACUUUCAGUUGGAUCUCUUCCAUAGUCACACAGUUUUAUGCUGUGGAGGUUCAGCCUGGUGAAGAAGUCACACUGGAGUGCUCCAACUUUAGCAGACAUCCUGGUCACAUAUUCUGGUUCAAAAUGACCAACAGACCCAACGUGAGCAGAAUCUCAUCUAUGGUCACUGCUGAAAGAAAUGCUUCUCUCCAAGAUGGUCUUCAAGCUGGCAAAUUUAACAUGACGUCCAACACCUCUGUGCUGUUUCUCAAUAUCAAACACCUGGAUUCAUCUGACUCUGGCUUGUAUUUCUGUGGAGAGUACAAAGAUGAUAAGACGGUAAUUUCAAGUGGAACAUAUUUAAAGGUGCAAGAUGUGUUUGAUGGAUUAACAAAUGUGAUGACUGUGAUCCUGGGCAGUUUAAUUGUUCUUCUUCUACUGGUCAUCAUUGGUCUGGCUGCCCAAAUCAGGAAAUUUCAUCCAGCUCAAGAUGAUGGACAGAAUCCACAACAGAGUGAGAAUGUGGAUACUGAUGACAUGAACUAUGCAGCACUGAAUUUCCAUCCCAAAGCUAAAAUCAGAAGGCCUGUACCACAGAGUGAGCUGGACACAAAUGUGGUGUAUGCUUCUACAAAACACUUGAAAAACAACAGGAACAUCAACACAGAGUGAAAGCUGUCACACUGAUCUCUUGUGAGGGAUUUGCACCUUUAGUGUAUGGAAAGAAGAAGAUGAGUGGGAUAUAUUAGGAAGCAAAUGAACAUUUUGUCUUCAAAGUUAAAAUGUGUUAGAAGAAGGAAAAAUUGGCUAGAUUUGUAUGAGUUUGAGAAGGGGCAUUCAGUCUCAAAUUAUACACACACACACACACACACACACACACACGCAUAUAUUCAGGCCUGUUUUUUAAGUAUUAAAAUCUGAUGAACUGAACGGAUAAACAUGAAUAUCUCAAGGAUUAUAAUUAUAACAUAUGAUUAUAUUAUACUAUAUUAUCAUUAUAACUGUAUAACACAAUAAUAAUAAUAUUAUUUACAUUUUUCAAGCUUUAUCUAUAAAAAAGAAAGAACGAGCCAGAGAAUUUCGGGCCAUUGGGCCAUUUUCACAACUUUCUAGUUGUAACUGUAACUGAGAAAAUAGCUUUUGAGCACUAUCUGAAAAUUCAGUUUCUAUUUGCAUGUAUAUAAUUAUAAUAAUAUAAAUAUUUUUAUUCUAAAGUAUUAUUCUAAGGUAAUAAGGUAAAAGGUAAAAUUAAAUAUAUAUAUAUUUAAACUAAAAUUAUAUUUCUGCUAAUUAGGCAAAUAGCAAACUGAAUUUUUUAUAUCCUAAUUUCACACACACGACUUCUCUGAGAAAUCAAGCAUAACAAGCAACCACUGUUCACACACUGUGGCGAUUUUCAAACUUAUGUAAGAGCUUUACUUCUCUGCAGCUUCCCUAAGUCCUGGAACUGAAAUACCUUCAAAUCACUGAUUUUAUUAAUUAUUCUUCACUUCUUUUGCUUAUUUUUUUUCUUUAUCAUCCAAAGAAUUUAUGUCUGUUUGUUUCAGCCCAGGCAGUUCAGUAUGGUGAAGAAAUCAAACUGCUCUACUCCAAACUUCUUCUUCUCAGAUAUUCUGCCUUAAAUACAUAAACAGAAGCAGUCCUAUUUGUCCUAUGCUCAGAUUUUUUGAGCCAAAUUUAUAUAUACAUCCAAAGUAUUAAUGUGAUAAUGGCUGUAGUAAAUAAUAAAUUGGGUGCAUAAUUUUUAUCAUUUAGGUGUAAAUGAGGAUGUUAACAAACAAUGCAGAGAUGUGAAUAAACACUUGACACAGCAUAACAAACACAUACAUCUGAAAUAAAUUAAUGCAUAUCUUUAAAGAGGACCUUUCAUAAAUCUCCUUACCAUUUGUCACACAUAUACUGGUACAUUUGUGUAUGUUCAGAUGGCCAAAGUUUCAGAUAAUGAGGUUGUCUUAUGUACGAAUAACCCCCGUGAGUCAUAAUGACAGACGGCUGACUGUUCAGAGAUAAAUUUAGCCGUUAAACCCUUGCAUCAGUUUGAUGUAACAGAUAUAACUAAUCUCACCUACACAGGUCUGGUUGCGAGGACAAAAGUCGUCAAAACCUACUGUUUAUGAAGGGCAGCCAAUCAAUAGAAAGUUAGCGUAAAAGGACAGUGAGGGCACCAAGAGGAUUAGUUUAAAAGGAAAUCAUGAAAAACUGCUUCAUAACUUUAUGAUGAUGAGCUUAAAUUCUCUCUUUUGAGAGCUAUUAAGCUCUAUUGUUUAGUUGCAUCUCAUAAAGGGAAAUCGUGUUUGACUCUUAUGACUCAGCUCUUGACAUGAUCAUCAGGACGCAACACUUCAUCUGCAUGGAACAACUAAAACCAGGAGGCAUGCAACAGGGAAAAAAUAAGAAACUCGUGUUAUCCAUGCUGUGACCAGACAGCCCGAACACAACUAACUUUUUCAAGCUAGCGUUGAAAUAUUGUGUCUGUCCCAAAAAAUAAGAUCGCUUCUGUAUUGUGAUUAAAAAGUUAAGCUUGUAAUAAAUAUGAUGAACAUGAUAUUGUUGUCUUUAAUAAUUUUUAUGUUGAAGGACAUAAGUCAGGACAUUAAAGACUGUCAAGUGUUUCUUACACUGAGAGUUAGAUGGAGGUUUGCAGCAGUCGAGGAGAGACUGAGAUAUACAUCAUGAGCAACAGGAAACAAUAACACGGUGUGGUCUGAGCAAAACUGACUUUGAGAUCAUGAGGUCUGUCACAUCAAAUAUCUGUCUCGUUUUGCUCUGUUGUUGUCUUGUUUGGGUUUUUUUCUGAAUAAAAAACAUUUUCAUGUGCA
Oreochromis niloticus (Nile tilapia) is the source of this 2946-nucleotide messenger RNA. RefSeq lists its product as uncharacterized. Gene Ontology annotation, biological process: response to bacterium. The coding region runs from base 113 to 799 and encodes 228 amino acids. Lineage: Eukaryota; Metazoa; Chordata; Actinopteri; Cichliformes; Cichlidae. The transcript has 5 exons. The record is from RefSeq and is a predicted model, not a curated record.